UUAUCUGUCUCUCCCCUUUUCCUCUCCUCUCCGUCUCCAUCAAGCGAUCUCUCUCCCUCUCUCCCUCCCUCUCUCGUCAACAGAGCCAGAAGAAACCUACGAAACAAACCCUAGAGAUUUUUGAGGGAGAGAGAUUGAGAUAUAUAGCCUCUCAAGCACAUCUAGACAUUGAUUCGGGAGAUAAGACAGGAACCAAAAGCUGUAGAACUAUAUGUGAAGAAGAGAACGAGGAUGCGGAAGUGGCUCUGUUGUACAUGUCAAAUCGAAGAUUCGAAUCCGUCCAAUGAGGAGGAACACCUGAAAAGUCCUAGACACCAGCCUGAUGGAUAUCAGAAGAAUCAAAAACCAUCAGCUGUUGCAAAAGCUGAAGUGCCGAACGAAUCUCCUCCCAUUGAGGUUCCUGCCUUGUCUUUGGAUGAGCUGAAGGAAAAGACUGAUAAUUUUGGAUCAAAGGCACUAAUCGGUGAGGGAUCUUACGGAAGAGUUUAUUAUGCAACCCUAAAUGAUGGGAAAGUUGUUGCUCUGAAGAAACUUGAUGUAUCACCAGAAGCUGAAACAGAUGUUGAGUUUUUGAGUCAGGUUUCCAUGGUUUCGAGGCUGAAGCAUGAGAAUCUUAUUCAGCUUCUCGGUUAUUGUGUCGAUGGAAAUCUUCGUGUCCUUGCAUAUGAGUUUGCAACAAUGGGAUCACUGCAUGACAUCUUACAUGGUAGGAAGGGAGUUCAAGGGGCACAGCCAGGGCCAACACUGGACUGGAUGACGAGGGUGAGAAUAGCCGUUGAGGCAGCUAGGGGUUUGGAGUCCCUGCAUGAGAAGGCUCAGCCUUCUGUAAUACAUAGAGAUAUAAGAUCGAGCAAUGUGCUUCUUUUUGAAGACUUUAAAGCGAAGAUCGCUGAUUUUAAUCUCUCAAAUCAAGCUCCUGAUAAUGCUGCCCGUCUUCAUUCUACAAGAGUCUUGGGAACAUUUGGUUAUCAUGCUCCAGAGUAUGCUAUGACUGGACAAUUGACACAGAAGAGUGAUGUGUACAGUUUCGGGGUUGUACUUCUAGAGCUUCUGACAGGGAGAAAACCUGUAGAUCAUACCAUGCCACGUGGCCAGCAAAGUCUCGUAACCUGGGCGACGCCAAGGCUGAGCGAGGAUAAAGUCAAACAGUGUGUUGAUCCAAAGCUAAAAGGAGAAUACCCUCCUAAAGCAGUAGCUAAGCUGGCAGCUGUGGCAGCAUUGUGCGUGCAGUAUGAAGCUGAGUUCAGACCGAAUAUGAGCAUAGUGGUCAAGGCUCUCCAGCCACUUCUCAAACCUCCGGCCCCGGCACCAGAAUCUUGAGUUGGAGUAUGCGUUUUACAUCUCUGCUUUGCCCCAUUUUGAAUGCUUUCCGGCUUCUUCUUCUUCCUCCUUGCAAAAGGGUCGUUGAUUACCACUUGGAUGUCAGAAAUUUACACAGAACCGAGCCAAGGAUGAGGUCAUUGUGUGUAGGGUUUGGGAUUGAGAACUAUUAUAUCAUUUGGUGAAAUGCAACCAUAUACGCGCUUGCAGAGGUUGAUGGGUUCUAUUAUAUGCUGCCAUUCUGUAGUGAUGCUGUGAUCUGUUUGUGUAUGGGAACAGCAUUGAUUUGCUCUGCAAUUGUUUCACUCCUCUGUUGAACGUUCUUCUCUUUUGGUUUUCUAUGUGGAUGGUGGGUGCCCUUUUUAUCUAAUAUAAAUGAUUCUGCUGAA
Tarenaya hassleriana is the source of this 1709-nucleotide messenger RNA. Its product is annotated as PTI1-like tyrosine-protein kinase 1. The transcript has 8 exons. Gene Ontology annotation, molecular function: protein tyrosine kinase activity; ATP binding. Gene Ontology annotation, biological process: protein phosphorylation. NCBI's taxonomy places the organism in Eukaryota, Viridiplantae, Streptophyta, Magnoliopsida, Brassicales, Cleomaceae. The coding region runs from base 232 to 1320 and encodes 362 amino acids. The record is from RefSeq and is a predicted model, not a curated record.